Molecule: messenger RNA, 1476 nt
Organism: Gossypium raimondii (Peruvian cotton)
Lineage: Eukaryota; Viridiplantae; Streptophyta; Magnoliopsida; Malvales; Malvaceae
Exons: 3
Coding region: 574-1029 (151 amino acids)
Biological process (GO): Golgi to plasma membrane protein transport; protein localization to Golgi apparatus; Golgi to endosome transport
Cellular component (GO): Golgi membrane; trans-Golgi network
Source: RefSeq, a predicted model, not a curated record
UUAAUUAAAACCUUCAUUUUAAAUCCAUCCCCAAAGAAAGUUUUUCCCAAAAGUUUGUAUUUCUUUAAAUUGUAAAAAAAAUAAAAAAAAGUUCUGGAAAAACAAAAAUUGCAGAAUUCGCUCGUAUACGGUUCCUUGUCUCUCGCUUGUAUCGAUCUCGAUUUCCAGUAUUUAAUCCUCACAUUGUCUUUGUUUUUUUUGUUUUCUUUCUUCAGGACUCACUGAUUUACCAGAUCCGAGUUCGCCAAGUCUCGAUUUUGGGUACACAAAAAUGUUUUAAGGAAAAAAAUAGCAUCGAACUCAGUUUUAGCAUUGUUUGUUUGAAAACUGGGUUUUUCUUUAACUUCGAAAAGCUUCAGCGGGGCAAUCAAUGGUUUUUUCCUUUGAUCCUUGUAAUUUUCUAAGAAUUGGGGUUUCAUAGAAGAAUUAUUAAAAGAAACUAGUGUUUUUAGGAUCUGGCGCUUGGAUAUAAGGAAAAUUUACAAUCGUAUUAAGGAAUUGGUUUGGAAAUUCUUUGAGGUUUUUGCUGAUCUUGUGUAUUCGGAAAUUGAAAGUUGUAUUUCAAUUGUAGUCAUGUUCUAUGGGGCGAUGGUAUGGGAUCCUUGGCUUAUUGUAGCCCAAAUUGUUUGCCUUCAAUGCUUAUACUACCUCACCCUUGGAGUCUUUUUGUCCUUUCUUGUUGGCACUCAUGUUUCUCAUAUGAGCUUAGUCUAUUUCUUUGACUUUGCUACUAUUACAUCCUCAACCGUUGUCGGCUGGUGUGUCAUUGCUUCCUUUCUGUUCAGCUCUGUUGCAGGAGCUGGAUACAUGAUUUAUUUGAUUGAAAGGGCAAAUAAGUGCUUAGAUUUUUCAGCCACCCUCUAUAUUAUCCAUCUUUUUAUAUGCCUUGUAUAUGGAGGUUGGCCUUCCUCUGUAACCUGGUGGGUUGUGAAUGGUACUGGAGUUGCAGUGAUGGCUUUGCUAGGUGAAUAUUUAUGCAUUAAACGGGAACAGAGAGAGAUUCCUACUCGAUACAGAUCAAAUAUUUGACUGACAAAGAAUCAUGUGUGAAGAAAUCCCUUAUUUAAAAUUCAUGGUAUUUCUUCACUUCUUUGGAGGAGCUUAAGGAUAUAGUUCUUUAGAUAUGGAUUCAAAGGCGCUACGAGGAAGCACUAGCUUAAGUUAAAUAAUAUGUGUUCAGUGCUUCUGGUUAUAAUCAAGAAGUGAUUCUAAGGAUGGCAGAGAGGAGCGGUAAAAGCUUGGAACUUGUGGUGCUCAAGUGAUAUGAAGCUGGAGCAUACGAGGCUAGAUAUGCAUUCAUUCAAGGUAGAUCUAAGAAUACAAUCAUAGGCCGCUUUGCGAAAGAUGAUUCAUUGCAUCUAAUAUACUGUUUUCUGAUAUUAUUUGCAUAACUGAGUAGUUUUUCAUUCUCUAAUAGAAUUGUUUGAUAGUAUACAAUUUAUUUUCCAAAAUAAAUUGGUUCUAGUAACAUGAAAA